Molecule: messenger RNA, 1095 nt
Organism: Fomitiporia mediterranea MF3/22
Lineage: Eukaryota; Fungi; Basidiomycota; Agaricomycetes; Hymenochaetales; Hymenochaetaceae
Exons: 6
Coding region: 1-1095 (364 amino acids)
Biological process (GO): dephosphorylation
Molecular function (GO): phosphoprotein phosphatase activity
Source: RefSeq, a predicted model, not a curated record
AUGAGGCUGCAUGUACCCGACGAAGACCUUGUCAAGCGUACUCUGUCCUCUCCUCCCUUUCACUCUGUCGAGGGUGUCAUCAACUUUCGUGACUUUGGAAUUCUCUCCUUUCCUCCUGACUCGGCUGUUUGCGAUGAAAUACCACAUAUCCGUUCAGGCUUUCUCUUUCGUUCCGGCGAGCUCUCACGUCUGACAGACAAAGGCAAAGCCACGCUCAAGAAACUCGGGAUAACCACAAUCUUUGAUCUUCGCUCUGGGAGCGAAAUUCGUAAAUAUCAAUCUACUACCCCCGAUGUUGACGGCAUUCGGUUUGUACGUGUCCCCGUCUCGGAAAAUGAUGAGUACGAUCCGAUGGCACUGGCCUCCAAGUUCGCAUUGUCGAGAUUUGCUUCGGAUGAGAAGAACGAAUUUGCUGCACUCUACUCUGACAUACUAGCAAAGGCCGGACCCGCGUAUGAGAAAAUACUAAUUCAUCUACGAGAUAAACCUGACGAGCCUUUCCUCGUACAUUGCACUGGUGGGAAGGACCGAACCGGACUAUUCGCCGCUCUCGUUCAGCUGCUCCUCGGAGUUCCUGAUGCAGCCAUCGCGCACGACUACGGCCUAACAACCUACGGCCUUGCACCCGCCAUACCCGCGCUUAUCGGCAGGUUCCAAAAAGAAGCAGUCUAUCGAGAUAAUUGGGAAGGCUUCCAAAAUAUGGGGAGCGCAAAAAAAGAGACAAUGUUUGCGACACUGGACUUCAUACGCGAGAGGUAUGGUGGUGCAGAGGGGUACAUCAAAGCACGUACUUCACUCACCGACGCAGACAUCGCACAAAUCCGACGGAACCUCCUUCAAUCCUCUCAAUCUCAACCUGAAUCUGAACCAUCGUCUCCGCUAGUCGCUUCACACAGAAGCUCCGACAGCACAUCGACCUUCGGUUCCGUAUCCUACGAUACAAACUCCGAUGUAGAAUCCGUGGAAGCGAGGGAAGAAGUCCCUGAAGCACAGCGAGGGCGAGAUCAUCCGGUUUCCUCGAUGAUGUCCAACGUAUCGGCGUGGGUCGCCUACGCGUCCGUUGCGCUCGGGUUUGUGCUGCGCGCUGUACUUUAG